CUUCCAUCUAUCUUAAUUAAAUUCCCAUUUUUAAUACCGUCGCUCUCAAUAACUCGCUCCAUUCCUCGCCUCACUCUCUUUGUUUGUGGCUCUCUUCUUUUAUUUCAUGACUGUCGCAUCCAGCUCUCGCCUUGCAGUCGGAGUGUUCACAAGGCAGCUCUUGGUUGAAAGCUAUCCUCAAACACCCUUCAAGUCUGCCAUUUCGGGGCAAACAGCUAAGAUAUUCUGCACGCAUUUCUCUGCAAAAGGUAAUCUAUGGGAUGAAGCGAACAUUCCUGGGCCUUCAUAGAGCCUACGUUCACUGAUAUGAUUAUAUCAACAGACACAAAUGAUUAUAUCAACAGACACAAAUAUGUCAGCAACUGUUACGUCACCUAUGACGGUUACUCCAAUAACGACGGAUUCCCUUCCACCUGAAGUAACUGCGGCUCUCAUCAUCUCCAUCAUCCUCAUAUUCUCAACGCUUAUUAUGCUAAUUUAUGCAAAUAGGAGGUUUGAAUCUGAUCGAGCCAUCACCGUAUGCUGCUUCCUACUGACGAUGAGUGCACAGCACAUAACUCUUGUUAGCGGACUCUAUUCAACAUCAAACCAAGCUGCUUGCAUCGCUGUUGCUUUAAUGAUCCACUUUUUUGAAUUAUCCGAAGCAUUCUGGACUUUAGGGAUGAUCGUUCAAAUCGUCUUAAAGGCAACGUAUAAAACUCCUGACAUUGGUAGCACGUCACAGUACUGCGCACUUGGUUGGAUAACACCGUUAUUUGUGGUGGCCAGUACGGCGGGUUUACAACUUGAUAAAUACGGCAAUGCAAAAUACUGUUUUCUUCCCGUCGAGGAUAAUAUCAUAUUUGCCUUCCUAGUUCCUGGUCUACUUAUCAUCAUGACCAAUUACACAUGUUUAUGCUAUGUUCUUUAUGAAUACAUCACGACGAAGAAGAAAGAUAAAAAGAAUCUCCCGCAAGUCUUGUCGGUGGUGCCUAAUGCGAGAGCAUGUGCAGUGGUAUCAGCCUUCUUACUUCUUGAUUGGUCUUUUUUCGUGUUAGCCCUUCGCCUCAAUGUCACAGCAGUCAACAUCUUAUGGGCUUUUAACAAAUUAGUAGAAAGUAUUUGCAUAUUUUUCCUCUUUGGAGUCUUCAGUACAGAGGUACAAACGGAAUAUGAAAGACGUGUUGGACCAUGCUGCCCGUGGUUUCGCAAGAGUUCUCGAGCGGUCAUGGACUCACCGUCACCGCGACCUGGCUGGCGGGACGAGAUCUCACAGAUCAGUAACAUGGGCGAGAACAGUAUCGCUAUGGACAAUGAAAGCUCUGUUGUUUACGCUGGUCUUAAUUCCAAUAAUAAUACUACCAGCGUUGCAUCAUCGUCUUCGAAUCACGCACCGGGAUCAGCGACUUCGCGGUUCAACGCAAUCCUCAACUCCAGCCUCAAUUCGAGUGGGAGAGCGAGCACGAUAUCAGGCGCGUUGAUGAGCAACGGUAAUGGGGAAGCCCACGGCUCAGAAGGGACCAGCAAACAGAACGGUCGAAACGGAUCCAAAAGGAUACUUAUUGAUCAUAAGAAAGCGAAGGACGCCCUCAACGAUUCGACUUCAUCCAUUGCUUCCACUGUUGCGUCAACGUUAAAUCUAAAAGCCAAGCUUAAAGUGUUUCCAGUUCGUAAAAUGACAGAUCAGACUGAGCAUGUGAAGAUGACCAACACGGACCAGUCAGACUCUCCCGAUGAUAGCCGGGAGACCAGCCCUCAACCGGCGCCGAAGAAAAGAGUCGGCUGGGGAAAGAUAAUGGCGGGAAAGACGUGAUCAUUAAAAUCAAGGUUGAUCUAUAUAAAGAACACUACUUUGGCAGAACCGCGGAUGUGUCUUUCAAAUAACUUUACAUGUUAACCAGCAAAGACGGAGCACCUAGCAGGAUCAACUUGUAUCAACUGGGUUUUCUGAUGUAUCCGUCUCCGGAGAAGAGAAAUAGAAAUUACAGUUCAGAUGAAACUUAUGAUAUCGAUAUAAAUAGAUGUCGCUUACUUCUUGAUGCCAUACCAAUUCUGCCAAUAAUUUUCGGCAUGCUGAUGAAAGAAAAAUGCAGAGAUACGAUUCAUGAGAAUGAAAAUCUGAAUAAGUAUAGCAUCGGAACGGAGAAUAAAUCUUACAGAUCGUAAUAUGCACAAAAUAUAGGGGCGGUUCCAUAUGACGGGACAUUUUGUCAACAAUUUUUAGCCUCUUAGCUGAUUGCUUGAGCGAUGAAAAAUUAUUUUUGGUCAAUAAUAAAGCUAUAGUGGGUAGUCAUGUGAAAAACUGAUUACCAACAAAAAAAUAUUUGAUUAUGGCUGAAUUAAGGGCGAAAAUUUAGUGUGUCGUACGGGACUCAGAAAUGUCCCGUAUACGACAUGCAACAUUUAGGUCAUUUUUUACACGACUAUAACAACAAACAUAAAAUGAAAAUUGUCCCGAAAAGUCACUCACUAGCUAAUG
Messenger RNA from Lytechinus variegatus (green sea urchin), 2458 nucleotides. Its product is annotated as adhesion G protein-coupled receptor B1-like. The coding region runs from base 329 to 1792 and encodes 487 amino acids. The record is from RefSeq and is a predicted model, not a curated record. Gene Ontology annotation, biological process: adenylate cyclase-activating G protein-coupled receptor signaling pathway; cell surface receptor signaling pathway. Gene Ontology annotation, molecular function: G protein-coupled receptor activity. Gene Ontology annotation, cellular component: membrane. Lineage: Eukaryota; Metazoa; Echinodermata; Echinoidea; Temnopleuroida; Toxopneustidae. The transcript has 12 exons.